AAAAUAAUCUACUUAAGUAUUUUAUUUUAUUAGUAAGUGAACAAGCGAUAUUUUUCCCAAAAUGAAAAAAAACAAUAUUUCUAACGCACAAAAGAUUUUACUUAAAUGGUGUUCUAUAAACAAUUUGAAUCCUGAUUUCAAUUUUAAUCAUGAAGAUGAUUUGAAGAAUAAUUAUAAUGAAAUAUGUAAGCUAACAGUGCCUGGACAUAAUUAUGUUGGAAUUGGUGUAGCUAAAAAUAGGUCCAAAGCAAUUAAACAGGCUUGUCAAGACUAUGCUGUAUAUUUACAAAAAGAAUUUGGAAUCACAAAAAAUAUCUUACAAGAAAUAAAUGAUAAAUCAAACCAAACAAAUACUAACAACAACUUAUUAAUCAGUUUUAGUAAUCCUUUAAAUGAUAAUAUUAAUAAUGGUGAUGCUGAAUAUAUUGAAUAUAAAAAAUUUGUUGAAAAUUUAAAUAUUAAAAGCAUUAUUAUUGAUGAGACUGACUGUUUGAAUGAAAAUGCUGUAAACCAUGGAAAUUGGACUACUGAUGUUGCAAAAUCAUUUUUGAAUACUUUUAUAAAAAUUAACAAAAUAAGCAAUCCCAAUUACAUUUAUACAAAUAUUGAUGAAAAGUGUUUUGUAGCAAAAAUAUCUAUAUUCAUUUUGGAACUUGAGAAAGAGAUAACUGGAUGCCAAGUUGAUAAAAACAAAGAUUAUGCAUCUAAAAGAUGUGCUGUCUCUGUUGUUCGUCAAUUAUUUCACUUGGGUAUUGUAGAUGAUUACACUCAGAUUCCAAUUAAAGAAAUUUUACUAAAAGAAUAUAAAGUUAAUGUUCAACAAAAACUUGUUCAUCGUAUUUAUGACAUAUUAGAUGAAUAUAAUAUUAAACCUGUAGUUGAAGAUAAAAGUCUUUUAGAGAUUGAGGGUUCUAUAUCAUUAAUACCUCAAGUAAAACUUGCAGAAUACAAAGAGUUUGAACCAUCAACUAAUGUUGAUAAGGUUAUUUCAUGGUCACCACCAAAUUGUUAUUUUAAUGCAUGGACUAGUACAUCAAAGUUAUUGACCCAUAUAUCAUUAGAUGAAAUGAGUUUAAGAUUCUCUAAGAAGCAUUUAAAAAAUUUAAGUCGCCAAUCUGAAAGCAUACUAAAUCGAAGCAAACUUCCAAUUUUCCAUAAAAAAAAUGAGAUUAUAAGUGCUAUAGGAAAAAAUACAGUAGUUCUUAUUAAAGGAAGUACUGGUUGUGGUAAAACAACUCAGGUUUGUCAAUUUAUUCUUGAUGAAUUUAUAAUUAAUAAUAAAGGUGCCUAUUGCAAUAUUAUUUGCUCACAACCAAGAAAGUUAUCUGCUAUUUCUGUAGCUAAAAGAAUUGCUUACGAGAGAAAAGAAAGUAUAGGAGAUAGUGUAGGUUAUUCUAUACGAUUUGAUAGUGUAUUACCACGCUCACAUGGAUCUAUUUUAGUUUGUACAGAUGGAAUAUUAAUGAGUAGAUUAGAAAAUGGCUUACAUGGAAUAUCUCACAUAAUUGUUGAUGAAGUUCAUGAACGUCAUGCUAAUACAGACUUUCUAAUGAUUAUUCUUAAAGAUAUUGCUGAGAAAUAUCAUGAUAUUCGAAUUAUUCUAAUGUCUGCUACUAUUGACACUGAAUUAUUCAGUAAAUAUUUUAAUAAUUGCCCUGUAAUUGAAGUAAUUGGAACAUGUUAUCCUGUAAAAGAGUUAUUUUUAGAAGAUAUAAUACAACAAACUGGGUAUUGUCCAACUAUUAAUAAAAAACAAAGAAAAUUUAUUAAAAACCAGAAUAACUUAAAUUGUAACUUGAAUGUUUCUGAUGAUUAUACAAAUGAUGUUAAAGAACAAGUAGCUAUGAUUUCUGAAGAUGACCAGCAUAUAGAAAUUAUUAAACAUCUACUUAAAUUUAUUGAAACUAAUGAUCAGAUACAAGAUAAAUCUGGGGCUAUUUUAAUAUUUUUGCCUGGCUGGGAUUGGAUUAUUUCAUUGAAAGAAUGUUUGUUACAAGAUGAAUAUUUUGCAUCUUCAAAAUUUUUAUUUUUGCCUCUUCAUUCAAUACUUCCCACUUCUGAACAAGAAAAAGUUUUUCAAACUGUAAGACGAGGUGUAAGAAAGGUUAUUCUUGCUACUAAUAUAGCUGAAACAUCUAUAACAAUAGAAGAUGUUGUGUAUGUCAUAGAUCACGGUAAAGCAAGAAUAAAUGUAUUCACUGCUCAUGAUAAUACAUCAAAUUUUGUGACUGUUUGGGUCUCAAAAGCCAAUAAAAAGCAACGUAUGGGUCGUGCUGGUCGAAUCAAACCAGGAUAUUGUUUUCAUUUGUGUUCAAAGGCAAGAUAUGAAAAAUUGGAUGAUUAUAUUGUACCCGAAAUUGUUCGUAUACCUUUAGUUUCAAUUGGGUUACAAAUCAAAUUAUUGAAAUUAGGUGAUAUGGAAACUUAUUUAAAUAAAGCUAUUGAACCACCUUCAAAAAAUUCUAUUAUUGAAGCUCAAAACAUACUUCAAGAUAUGAAAUGUUUGGGUGGAAAUUUUGAAUUGACUACAUUAGGAUUAGUUGCUGCAAAAUUAUCAAUUUUACCUAAUAUUAGCCGAAUGAUCAUCCUAGCAAGUUUUUUUAAAUUAGGUGAUCCUAUAAAUAUCAUAGCUGCCAUUCACUCUGAUCAAGGAGAUAUUUUUAUUCAAGAGAGUAAUUUGUCCUUGACCAAACAAACAUUCUCUGGUAAACGCUGUUCAGAUCAAGUAGCAAUGCUCAAAGCAUUUUAUAAAUGGCAAUACUUACAGGAUCAUAAUAUUAAUGACUGGAAUUUUUGUCAAAAAAAUUUAUUAUAUUGGUCUUCAUUGACAACAAGUUCGAAUAUUAGAUGCCAGCUAACACAUCGUAUGAUACAAAUGGGAUUUCCUGAAGAAAGCUAUUAUUAUCCUGAUAUUUUUAAUGAAAAUGAAAAUCCAAAUUUAGAUUUAAUAUCAGGUAUUUUAACUGCAGGAUAUUAUCCUAACAUUUGUAAACAUGAUAUUGGACGAAAGACUCUUACCAAAUCUGAAAAAUGUGCAAAUAUUCACAAAUCAUCUGUAAACUUUGAUAAAAAUAAAGAUGUAAAAUUUCCAUCUCCAUUUUUUGUAUUUGCUGAUAAGCUUCAAACUGGAGCUAUAUUUAGCAUGCAAAUGACAAUGAUAACACCAAUACACAUGUUACUGUUUGGAGCUCAUAAAAUAGUUUAUGAAGGAUUUAGGGUAGUGUUAGAUGACUGGAUUUAUCUGAAAAUGGAUGUAAAAUCAGCUGCUGCUAUUGUAGCAUUACGCCCAAUUAUUGAUCAAAUAAUGGUCAAAGUUGUUGAACAUCCUGAAUGUAUUAUAAAAAGAUCAGACACUGAUAGACGUUUAAUACAAAUUUUGAAGGACUUAUGCAACUUUAAUGCUGGAAGACAUAAUAUGUCACCGAUUAUAUUUGAUUUUUAGGACAAAUAAUUCUUAAAUAUUUAUAAAAAGUUGAGUUUUUAUUUUAAAGUUAUUUCAUUGUUAAGUUAUAAUUAAAUUAUUAUUUAAUUCAAAUUAAAUUUUUUGCUGUUAUUUUUAUAUCUUUAAAAAAUAUUUAUACAUAUCCAUUAAUGUUGUUACUUAUAACCUAUUACCUAAUUUUUGGUUUAAUUAUUAAUUACC
Molecule: messenger RNA, 3643 nt
Organism: Daktulosphaira vitifoliae (grape phylloxera)
Lineage: Eukaryota; Metazoa; Arthropoda; Insecta; Hemiptera; Phylloxeridae
Product: ATP-dependent RNA helicase A-like
Exons: 21
Coding region: 62-3442 (1126 amino acids)
Biological process (GO): positive regulation of transcription by RNA polymerase II; regulation of mRNA processing
Cellular component (GO): intracellular anatomical structure; ribonucleoprotein complex; nucleolus
Molecular function (GO): ATP binding; 3'-5' DNA helicase activity; RNA binding
Source: RefSeq, a predicted model, not a curated record